Molecule: messenger RNA, 833 nt
Organism: Contarinia nasturtii (swede midge)
Lineage: Eukaryota; Metazoa; Arthropoda; Insecta; Diptera; Cecidomyiidae
Product: transmembrane emp24 domain-containing protein 3-like
Exons: 4
Coding region: 115-795 (226 amino acids)
Biological process (GO): intracellular protein transport; Golgi organization; endoplasmic reticulum to Golgi vesicle-mediated transport
Cellular component (GO): endoplasmic reticulum; Golgi apparatus; endoplasmic reticulum-Golgi intermediate compartment
Source: RefSeq, a predicted model, not a curated record
AUUAUUAUCAAUAGCAUCACCACGUCGUUAUUAGUUUGUUUUGUAUCUUAAAAAAAUAGAUCUAGUCAUUGUUAUUGAACUCAGGGAUAACGUGAAAAAAACUCUCAACUACAAAUGGAAAUUAAUUCAAAAAACACUUUUUAUUCGAUUUUUUUAAUAAUUUUACUAUCGGACAUAGCCGAUAGUGCUGAAUUUACAUUCGAUUUGGCAGAUAAUGAUGAGCAAUGCUUCUACGAAGUAGUUCCGAAUAAUAUUCCUUGUAAGCUAGAAUUUCAAGUCGUGAGUGGUGGACAACUCGAUGUUGAUGUUACAGUAGAAGCACCCAACCAAAAUUUAAUCUACAAAGAAUUACGAAAGGAAUAUGACACAUUCAUGUUCAAUACGACGGAAGCCGGCGAAUUUGCGAUCUGUUUUAGCAAUCAGUUUUCAACCUUCACGCACAAAUCUAUAUUCAUGUCGUUUGUAGCAGAUGAGAAAAAUCAACUGUUUGAAGGGUCGAAUCAUGACAUUCAUGAUACAGUUAUGACAUUUAUGGAAACAACGGCGGAAGAAAUUCACGACACUUUGAAUGAUGUUAUAAAUGGACAAAUGCAUUAUCGCUUGCAAGAAUCUCAUGGACGUCGCUUUGCAGAGGAAUUAAAUGAACGAGUUCUUGGAUGGUCUUUAAUGCAGACAUUUGUAAUUGUUGCCAUAAGUGUUUCACAAGUUCUGAUUCUUCGAAAUUUCUUCAAUGAACCAAGAUCAGUAAAACCAUUAAUUCACACACGAGAACCACGCUUUGGUUAUGUACAUUAGAGUGUUUCUCAUAUCUAUAAUUUUAAAAAUGGUAUUUU